AAAUUACCAGGUGACCUUUGUGCACAGGUUUAGAUAGCCAGUUUGGUCAAUAGAUCUUGCCACUUGACUGCUAUUUAUUGACUCGAAAGUGACGGCCAUUAUGAAUGAGCGAGAACAGAAAGAAGACACGAUGUUCGAGGGCUGCGAGCCUUCGAGGUUGAGAAAGGCACUCCUCAAAUUAACGUUCGCUUGGGCAACGUUUAUCAGCAGACUCCAUUCGAUAUCGGAGGCCUGCUUGGAAUCCGAUGAGAUUACUGAACAGCUGUUUGAUGACGACUCAGACAGCAGUUCCAGCCGCGUCCAAGAAUACGAACCGAUUAAACCUUCUCAACUCCAACGAGAUGUACUGGAAAAUAAGCUCGCUAACGAUGAUAAGGAAACGUGCUCCACGAGUUCCCCUUUCACGACGACACGCUUAACGUCGCCCCAGAGCAGCGCUGUCAGCGGAGGUGAUGAAUCUAACGCUACCCCAGAUAAGGAGGGCACCCUCACACCGUUUUGUGGGGGAGAGGAAUUAUGGAAGAUACAGAACCAACAAUGGUUGAAGGCAAUCGCGGAAUACACCACUCUAGAAGGAAAACUGAAGCUACAGAAGAGACUGCGUUCACAGGCCCUCAAGCAUUACGUGUCGUCGAAAGAUUAUCAUAUAAUAUAUCGCAAUUUGGUCAUUGACGGAAGGAGUCUUAAGCAGCCCAUGAAUUUGAAAGACUUAUUGCGCGUUGUUGAGGCCGGCUGGGAAUGGAGUCGGAUACAGGAAGGUUGUCACUUUCCCCAGAGAUAGUGUACCACUCAGCCGAAAAGGCCUUUAUUCACAGGCGCGGGUCUUGUGUUGGUAGAUUCGACUAAUUUAAUACUGUUUUCAAGGACACGAAUAUUUCUAUCGAGAAGCUCAAUUUUGCCUUGUGCGGUGUUUGCCCCGCUAUCGUGUAGUCUUUUAGUUGUUUUUUCCAGCUUUUUAUGCAAUUCCAUGGCCUUAGUACCCAACUGUUGGUACGUGUUCACUAACUCAUCCUUCUGUCGUGCAAUCGACUCCUGGUUAGAGUAUAUCGUUUCGACUUUGGAUUGUAGUCCAGUUUCAGCUGAAUCAGGAGCAACCAGCUUAGCCAGCGUCUUGGAGAGGUACUUUGAGUAUUUCUGCGAAAGAUGGCUAUUUUUCGCUCGGAUCUGUUUCGAGUGGUUCAGCUGCUGUACAAAAUUUGGG
This is a messenger RNA of Ogataea polymorpha, 1201 nucleotides long. RefSeq lists its product as uncharacterized. NCBI's taxonomy places the organism in Eukaryota, Fungi, Ascomycota, Pichiomycetes, Pichiales, Pichiaceae. The transcript has a single exon. Bases 101 to 781 code for a protein of 226 amino acids. The record is from RefSeq and is a predicted model, not a curated record.